ACCCUAGCCCUUAAUAAAUCCGCCCCUCCCCCAUUGUUUUCUAGGGUUUUUUUUUUAUGCUUGAAAAGAUUCAUCCCUCAUCUCCUUCAUCAAGAAUCUUGAUGAAACCCUAGAUAUUAAACUUAGAUCUGUCUCAUUACCCUUUUACCAUGAGUGAAAGCAUCAGUUCAAACUUUAGCACAAACAUGUUAAGCCCAACACCAUCAUCCUCUUCAUCUUCUUCAACCGCCACCACUCUCUUUAGCACAAACAUGUUAACCCCACAAUCAUCACCACCACCACCACCACGCUCUUCAUUUCCUUCCCGUUCUCCAACCGCCACCACUCUCAGCCGCUACGAGAGCCAGAAACGCCGUGACUGGAACACCUUCGGCCAGUUCCUCCGCGACCACCAGCCGCCGUUAACCAUUUCCCAAUGCUCCGGUGCACAUAUUAUUGAAUUCAUCCGGUACCUUGACCAGUUUGGCAAAACAAAAGUUCACACACAACUCUGUCCAUUCUUCGGUCGCCCCAACGACUCACCGGCAGUCUGCCCCUGCCCCCUCCGGCAGGCGUGGGGCAGCCUUGAUGCCCUCAUCGGCCGUCUCCGGGCAGCCUAUGAGGAAAACGGAGGGAAGUGGCAGACUAACCCAUUUGGAGCUCGAGCUGUUAGACUUUAUCUACGUGAAGUUAGGGAUUCUCAAGCUAAAGCAAGAGGGAUCAGCUUCGAGAAGAAGAAGAAGAGAAAACGCCCCGCAGCUGCCUCCAUUGCCGCAGCUGCUGCCGCCGCCGCAGCUGUCACCACCACCGCCGCCGCAGCUGCCACCGCCACCACCGCAGCCGCAGCUGUCACCGCCACCGACACCGGGUUGUUGGUACUUCGGGGGUUGAAAAGAUGGAAAAUAUGAAUCAAGCAGGGUUUUGGAAUCAUGUGGUGGAAGUUAUAAACUUUCCAAAUGGAAAACCUUUAUCAGUUGGAGGUAGAGUUACUUUAUUGAAAUUCUUGUUAUACUUCUUUUCGUUGUAUAAAGCGUCAAUUUGUAUUUUGGAUAAGUUAGAAGCGAUUAGAAGACGGUUCGGUUCUUUUGGGGAGGAGAUGAAAAUAGAAGUAGAACCAAUUGGGUAUGUUGGGAGAGGGUGAUUGGU
Helianthus annuus (common sunflower) is the source of this 1125-nucleotide messenger RNA. RefSeq names its product protein LIGHT-DEPENDENT SHORT HYPOCOTYLS 4. Gene Ontology annotation, cellular component: nucleus. The record is from RefSeq and is a predicted model, not a curated record. Gene Ontology annotation, biological process: mRNA transcription; response to light stimulus. NCBI's taxonomy places the organism in Eukaryota, Viridiplantae, Streptophyta, Magnoliopsida, Asterales, Asteraceae.